AGCCGAGUCCGAUAGAAAGCGACGGAGCGGCGGUACUGGGAGUGUUUUAUGGCUGCCUACUCAGCACGACAUCUAGUAAUUUGUUGUAUUUGAGAAUACUUGGUCUUUUUAGAGGCCGUGAAACUAGCGCUCUAUGUUCAGCGAGGACUGCAGCUAAAAUAAAGUCACCCGUAUGUGCACACGGCUAACUUUUUAGUGCUAACUGAGACUCAGCCGUCGAGUGAAAUUGAACUUCAUCGAUCGCGGAUAGUUCUUCUGAAAAUACACUCAACGGAAGUCUAACUAGGAUUAAAAACCAGCGCUGGAACACCUUGACUCUGCAUUUCCACGGAGAACUGUAUGAAUUUCAUGGGGCAAUCGUCUGUUGUAACUCGCCUCCCCUCAACAGCGGUUCAAACUAUUGUCGUAGUAGCAUACAUUAACGUCAGCUAAUUUUAGCCAGCUAGCUAGGAACAUUAGCUUGCAGCCUAGCAGUACAGUAGUUUGCUGUUGGCAGUACUUUAGCCUACUACUCAUCCAGGCAACUUUUUUAUGACGAUGUCUUUCAUAUGUUUUGCAACAGGUUGACUGUUUGCAAACACGAUGAUGCAACAAAAGACAUCGGAAAUUUAGAAACUUAAGUGAUAUUUGUUUGUGUUGCUUGUACCGCGGGCAAUGUCAUGAGUUGUACUUAGGCUUUUUUGGUUCGUGUUUUGAAGACCGUCCCCGUGUUUCAGAAAACAAGUUACUCCUAUGAUGCAGCCUUUGGACACAGUCUAACUCCAAUACCGACCUAACAUGUUGGAUCAUACACAGUAACGCAAGACUUGGAUAGGAGACGAGCUUCAAGUGGUGCCGUUUGCUCCAUAUUUUGUGCUGAUGUAAACGAAGAGGAUCAUUCAGUUGACCUAGGGAUACAAUAGCUUGUCUGAAGUCUUCAUCAGUUCAUGCAUCAAAAUGUCGGCCAUCUCUGCAUCCGAGAAAGUGGACGGGUUUACGAGAAAGUCCAUGAGGAAGGCCCAGAAACAGAGAAAAUCCCAAGGCUCCUCUCAGUAUCGCACUCAGAGCGCUCCAGUUGAGCUUUCACCGCUGCCGCAGCUCAAAGAUGCCCCCUCCACGGAGCAGCAGGAACUGUUCACCCAGAAACUCCAGCAGUGCUGCAUGCUCUUCGACUUCUUCGACUCGGUGAUCGAUCUAAAGAGCAAGGAGAUCAAGAGGGCGACGCUCAACGAGCUUGUGGACUAUGUUUCCACCAACCGAGGGGUGCUGGUGGAGUCCACAUACCCGGAGAUCACUAACAUGAUCUGCACCAACAUUUUCCGGACUCUUCCACCAAGUGAAAACCCUGAUUUUGACCCAGAGGAGGAUGAACCCACUCUAGAGGCUUCAUGGCCUCACAUGCAACUGGUCUACGAGUUUCUCCUGCGUUUCCUAGAAAACCCAGACUUCCAGCCCAGCAUCGCAAAGCGCUACAUAGAUCAGAAAUUUGUUCUGCAGCUCCUGGAGCUGUUUGAUAGUGAGGACCCAAGGGAGAGGGACUUCCUGAAAACCAUCCUGCAUCGCAUUUAUGGAAAAUUCCUGGGAUUGCGAGCCUUCAUCAGGAAGCAGAUCAACAAUAUUUUCUUGAGGUUCAUCUAUGAAACGGAGCAUUUCAACGGCGUGGCUGAGCUGCUGGAAAUCCUGGGAAGUAUCAUCAACGGGUUUGCGUUACCUCUGAAGGCGGAGCACAAGCAGUUCCUGAUGAAGGUGCUCAUCCCGUUACACACAGCUAAAGGACUCGCCCUUUUCCAUGCGCAGCUGGCCUACUGUGUGGUCCAGUUCCUGGAGAAGGAUCCUACGCUCACUGAACCGGUGAUCCGCGGGCUGCUGAAGUUUUGGCCUAAAACCUGCAGCCAGAAAGAGGUGAUGUUCCUCGGUGAAAUUGAGGAGAUUCUGGAUGUCAUUGAGCCAACGCAAUUCAAGAAAAUCCAGGAGCCGUUGUUCAAACAGAUCUCUAAAUGUGUGGCCAAUCCACACUUUCAGGUAGCAGAGCGAGCGCUGUACUUCUGGAACAACGAGUACAUCCUCAGCCUCAUCGAGGAGAACAUCGACAAGAUCCUCCCCAUCAUGUUCGGUAGCCUGUACAGAAUCUCCAAAGAGCACUGGAAUCCGACAAUCGUAGCUCUGGUGUACAAUGUGCUGAAGACGUUGAUGGAGAUGAACUGCACACUGUUCGAUGAGUUGACUUCCUCCUAUAAAGCAGACCGGCAACGGGAGAAGAAGAAGGAGCAGGAGAGGGACGAGCUGUGGAAGAAGCUGGACGAGUUGAGGCUCAGCGACACCACUCUGGUCCAGAACAACAGCCACGGGCUCCUGAGUGUCCAGAACAACAACAACAACAACAACAAUAGUAAUAAUAAUAAUAAUAAUAAUGACAACCAGGACAAGAGCAUUGAUUCUGCUGCUGCCGUCACCACAGACGACAAAGAGCCUGACGUCAGUGUGGCAGCCAGUGAGAGCACCCCAUGUGCCAAAUGACAGCGGACAUUGUUUUUUUUAAUUCCGUAACGGUUUGACGCCGUGUUCAGGACCGUCAGGGGAGGAUUAACGGAGAUGGAAAAACACAAAUUACACCUCAGCAGUAUAUUACAUCUACUUAGAGUGACUUAGAACGCCAGCAAUUCUUUGGCAGAAAAAAAAAAAAAAAAAAAAAAAAUUAUAUAUUUCAACUUAAGACUAUUUUUGGAUGUUACAGUGUGGCAGCAGUAUAUUGUUUUUUUUUGUCUGAUCAAAGAUUUAUCCUUUCACAUUUAGUUUGUUAACUGAAAAUGAUUUUAUUUGUUAUAUUCAUUGUAUGAUACAUGGGAGGGGAGAAAAUGAUUAUGACUUGAAUUUAAUGUUUCCGAUCGUGCUGCACUUAGACGAGCUGAAUAGCUAUUUAAAGAUGUCUAUUUUUUAAUGUGCUUUUCCUUGUUGCUGCCAACACUUGGGUGCAAAACCUUAAGGAAGAAGGGAACCGCAGACUAUGGGAGUAUUUGGGGCAGAUGGGACCAGACGCAUAAUUAGGCAUUUAGUGUCCAUUAAUGUGUAGUAAAAGGGCUGUCGUCAGGAGCAGAACAAGCUAGAAGACAGAUUUCUUAUGAAAGAGAUGAACGAGAGAUGCAUGGCCAAAAAAAAAUUGCAUUGUAAAGAAAGAUAAUCCCACAUAUGGUUUGAUAUCUCCAUGAAUCACUAGUUGAGACUGUGCAGGUAAAACUGGUUCACAAUUAUUAGGGUAAAUUCAUAUUUGUGAGAUUAUUUUUGUGUUUCAGGUGUAGGUAAACUUUUUGUCUGGGUGAAAACAUGAAGCUAAUAGUUGUAACACAACACCUGCAUUUAUGAGAUUAUUUACACUAAAGUAUUGAGAGUAUCUCAAAGAAUGAAAUGGUUUUUAGCCUCUCUUGACUUAAAGGAAAAGUCUGACAUUUUGAGAAAUACACUUGUUUGCUUUCUUGCUGAGAGAGAGAUGAGAAGGUUGACACACAUACACAUGGUGUAUAGGGUGUUAAAGGAGGAGCUGGAAGGGAGACUUUUGUUACUUUAGGACAGAGCCAGGUUAGCUGCCCCCCACCCCCACCCCCACCCCCAGUCUUUAUACUAAGCUAGGCUAGCCAGCUGUGGCUUCAUAUUUACCUUACAGACCUGAAAGUGGUAUUAGAUCUCGUCUAACUCUCAGCAAGAAAGCAAAUAUUUUCCAAAACAACUGAACUAUCUGUAAAUGUAAAAAAAAAUGAAAUAAAAACAUAAGAGACUUAAAGUACUAUAUUUUUCCAGAGUAUUGACAAGGCAAAUAUUUUUGAAUGUUUCACUUUGCAGAUGGAUUAUGAUGCAGGAUGUGCUUGAGUGUAUAUUUGAUGAGUGCAUAUAUGUGUAUAUGUUAGUUUGGAGGCUACUUAAAGGGAAAUGCCACUCAAUUUAAGAUUUUAUGUACAGUAUAAUGUUUCUGUGGUCUAGGAAAAGUGCAGUCAGUGCUUAUAGGAACAUAAAUGUUUCUCUCUCCAAGCUCAAAAGAAAAGACACUCUUGCCACUACUCUUACCUGUUUAUUUUUUACAGUACACAGGAGGUGGAUUUUGUGUAUCUAUGACAUCAAAAAACCCAUGAUAUAGUGAUAUCAUGAAAAUCAAUGCUUAACACCAGAAUAUACCACAAGAUUGUUUACCAUCAAUGCCUGUUCACCCUCCAGACUUUAUAUAACCUCACAUUCACUUUUACUCUCCAUUUUCUGGUGUUGGGAGUGGAGAGAUAUGUCCAUUAACUUAAUCUGACUGCCAUGGAUCAUAGCGAUGACCUGAGAAUUUUUUUUUUUUUUUAAUUGAAUGGUGUUCCCUCUGAACCCGAGUGUUUGCUCUCUUACUUUUAAGUUCAUAUUUUAGGUCCAGUCUUUUCUGAUGCCUUUCUGUCAGUACAGCAUUCCAGCCUCUGUGACGUUAACACACUGCGUGGGGAACCUGUUUUCUAAUCGCAGAUCUUAUUUAGGUUUCACCAUCAAAUAAAGUCUUCUCUAUCUUUCUA
Molecule: messenger RNA, 4511 nt
Organism: Seriola dumerili (greater amberjack)
Lineage: Eukaryota; Metazoa; Chordata; Actinopteri; Carangiformes; Carangidae
Gene: ppp2r5a
Product: protein phosphatase 2 regulatory subunit B'alpha
Exons: 13
Coding region: 937-2496 (519 amino acids)
Biological process (GO): signal transduction; protein dephosphorylation
Cellular component (GO): nucleus; protein phosphatase type 2A complex; cytosol
Molecular function (GO): protein phosphatase activator activity
Source: RefSeq, a predicted model, not a curated record